CUUUUCUCAUUCAAAUAAGCAAUUAUAUUUUCCCCUGCUAUGUUUCGAAGAGAGUAGGUUUAGUAUGACGACAUUCGCAGAAGCGCUUUAUAACGGGUGGCUUUACCUCUCGUAGUUGAUGUUUACAAAAUGUCAAUGAUUUCAAAGUAAAAUUUGGGAGUGGUGGAGAUGUUAGAUCAUCAUGGAAUCGCCUCACAAGACCAUCGUUCCCGAGUGCACCAUGCAAACAGAGUCAGUCCAGCUCCUGAACACCUACAACUCGAAUCUCGGAACAAUAUGGCUGAAUCUCCUCAACGUAGAGGUUGUGCCUUCCAACAACUACCUACCGUCCACUGCACAAGUACCAGCGCACCAGAUGGCGGUACUAUGGGAGCCUACGGUACUAUUGCAGUUGUAUUCUGUUUUGUAGUAGUGGUCUGUACUUUCCCUUUUUCGUUAAUCUUUUGUUUAAAGAUCGUACAGGAGUUCGAACGUGUGGUUAUAUUCAGACUUGGUCGGACAAUAUCCGGUGGAUCUCGAGGACCCGGAGUGUUCUUCUUCCUUCCUUGCAUCGAUAAAUACGACAUUGUGGACCUAAGGACUUUGGCGUUUGACGUCCCACCACAGGAGUGUCUGACGAGGGACAGCGUAACGGUAACUGUGGACGCAGUCGUCUUCUUCAAGAUCACAAAUGCUACGGUAUCUAUCACCAAUGUGCAGAACGUUCAAGCGUCUACGAAGCUCUUGGCUCAGACUACACUUAGAAACAUGAUAGGCACAAGAAUCCUGUCGGAUAUAUUGACUAAGAGAGAAGAACUUAGUGCGCAGAUGCAGAUGAUCCUUGACGAAGCAACCAAUCCCUGGGGUGUGCAUGUUGAACGUGUCGAAAUGAAAGACGUACGAUUACCCGUCCAGCUACAACGCGCAAUGGCUGCCGAGGCAGAAGCUACGAGGGAAGCCAGCGCCAAGCUUAUUUGCGCCAACGGAGAGAAGAAAGCAUCAAUAGCUCUACGAGAGGCUGCUGACACCAUGAAUGAUUCAACCCAUGCCAUGCAGCUCCGAUACCUCCAGACACUCAACACCAUCUCGGCAGAGAAGAACUCCACCAUUGUUUUUCCCUUGCCUAUUGAAUUUCUUAACAAGUUUCUGCAGUAGGAGAUUCUAGGUAAAUGGAUUGUUCGUCUCACACAGUCAUGAUGUACCAUACCUUUGUGCCCUUGGGUUUUCCAAGAAUCCCAGACUUAAGUUCUAGUUAUAAUGGCAACAAAAUGGUGCAGCUUGACCUGCAACAUUAUAGCAUUGCAAGUUGCUCAUAUCAAUUUUCCAUGCGCAACAUUCUUUGAAGAGCAAAGUAGAAGCUUUCUCUACUCUUGGCAACAAUGAAAACUUUCUUACAUUUCUAUUCUCUGCGUAUCUCGUCGCACAACAUUUGCAGACGCAUAAGUGGUGUCAUACCCUGCAUAUUUUCAAAGUGGUUUUACUUGGUCAAUGAUAGAAACCAACUAAUGAAGUAUGUAUAGUGUAUCAUAAUUGGUAUUUGCUGGGUUUCAAUUAGCUGGUAAAAGUCUUUGAAUCUCGUUAUCUGCUCCAAAUGAUGGUUAAACACGGACCACCAUGUGCUGUCAACCAACAACAACGACAACUGUUUAUUUGUACCAUCCAUUACAAUUACGAUUACAAAUUAUAAAUGAUAAGAAAAAAUAAAGGGUUCAGGUACUAGCUGUCUGAAAUAACCAUAAGGGCUAAGUUAAAUGGAAAACUUCUAUUGAAAAUUUGCAAUAAACCCCAAUUCUCAGGAGAUUGAAAUUCUUUUGUUUUAUCCUGAGCUGCUUUGACGUCACAUGCAAGAGGUCUAUUCUGCAGAUGAACAUUUCGCAUGAAAAAGGAAAUGCUAUCAAGUGAAACCAAAUAAUAGUUCAUAUUAUAUAGACCGAACUAGAUAGCUUGCAACAAUUUUUAAUGAGUAUAAAAUAAUAUUAGUACCUUAUUAAUGAACAUUAUACUAUUUUAUCACAGGCCAAGUAAGAACACUUUACCUUCCACAAACAUUGAAGACACAAAAAUAAUUCAAUUUCAGAUUAUUUUUCAUCAAAGUACACAAGUCAAAAAGCGUAAAAUCAUAAUUUUGAAUUCAAGCCUCUAAAGAAAUUUAAAAAAUAACUUUCAUAAAAAUUGAAUGCAUUUUAAUGUUUUUUUAUUGUACAUAGCCAACAUAGAACUAAAUGCAAAAUAUUCAUGUGCUAAAUAUUAAAUACUUUAGCUUUUCAUUCCACUGCACAGUUAAAAAAAUAUUAAAUAUAUGAAGUACUUUUGUUAAA
Actinia tenebrosa (Australian red waratah sea anemone) is the source of this 2297-nucleotide messenger RNA. Its product is annotated as band 7 protein AGAP004871. Gene Ontology annotation, cellular component: plasma membrane. The record is from RefSeq and is a predicted model, not a curated record. NCBI's taxonomy places the organism in Eukaryota, Metazoa, Cnidaria, Anthozoa, Actiniaria, Actiniidae.